Molecule: messenger RNA, 1354 nt
Organism: Stylophora pistillata
Lineage: Eukaryota; Metazoa; Cnidaria; Anthozoa; Scleractinia; Pocilloporidae
Source: RefSeq, a predicted model, not a curated record
UUUACCAUUGCAAAACAUGCGAAAAUUUCUCCAGCUUCUCUGUCAUUUUCCUUUAACGAAAGCUUUAGCAACCAGCUAAGCACAAUUACUCAAGCACUAGGAAAAGAUCUGUAUCAAAUUGUAGAUGUCAAGGCCAAAGUCCUUAAGAAGGCGGAAAAUAAACAAGUCAUUAUAAAAGAUGGUGAGAAGGCAAAAUAUAAAAGCAAUUGUCUUAUAGCUGAUGAAACUAACACGGUAAAACUGGUCGAUAAAAUUCAUGCUGGGAAAACAUACCAUUUUAAACAAUUAAAACUUGGCAUUUUUGAUGAUGUCAAGUAUUUAAAAACUAGUGAAGCCACUGACCCUCAAGAAAUUGAUGAUUUACAGAACAUCAAUCUGACCACACAAGAAAUAAAAGACAACACCAUUGAAGGCUGCUGCAUUGGUGUUCAGAUCAAGUGGACUGCCUCUUGCAUAGGAUGCAACAUGACCAUCAGCAAAGCACAACUUGAAAGUGAAACUGUAACUUGUAACAACUGCAACAUGACUACUCUUUCAAGCAUUUGCAAUACAAAAUUAGUUGCUCAAAUUGUCAUUCAAACUAUGCAGGAGAAAAAGAUUCUCACAUUUACCUGCUUUAAUGAUGCCAUAAGCAGCUUCCUCAUAACAACUGACUCCCAGAUGUCGUUAUCUAAUAUCCCACCAGAAGACUUACAGAAAAUCAUGUUGCAGGCAGGGAAUUAGAAAAUUAUAGCAGACAAAACAACUCAAGUAAUUUCACAGUUCCUCCCCUUACAUUGAUAUUAAGAUUUAUAAUACAUGUACAGCCAAUAGUGAAUCACAGAUUUAAGGAAAACUGUAACUUGUACCAAGUGCAACAUAACUGCCCUUCCAAGUAUUUGCAAUACAAGAGUUAUCUAUUUGCUCAAAUUUUCGUUCAGUCCAGGGCGGAUAAAAAAUGCACAAGUUUACUUGCUUUAAUAAUGCUAUAAGUAGCUUCCUAAUAACAAAAGACUUUCAGAUGACGUCUGAUAUCCCAUUAUAAGGCUUGAAGAAAAUUAUGUUACAGGCAGAGGAAAAAACCAUGCAAUAUACCAGACCAACAACUUCAGUGAUUUCGAAGUUCCUCCCCUAAUUAAGUGAUAUUAAGAUGUAUGAACAUUAACUCUCCUUUUCUUAAACUCUCAUUCAAGCUCUGCGAAACAAAAAGAUAGUAAAGUUUACUUGCUAAUGACACUAUAAACAACGUAAUCAGUUAGUAAUUACAUGACUUAAACAAAAUUAUGUUCCAGGGAAAGCAUAAAAAUUUUAAAACCAACAAAACCACACAAAUGGUUCAAGAGCACUACCUUCCGUAAAUAUUGUAGUUGUGUUA